AUGCAUACUCAUGAUGAAGGCUUAUGGGUGGCUCGACUAGCCCCAGUAGUCCCAAUGGGCCGCGAAGGUGUCCUCUCUGCAGUGACGUGGAAAGAAGUCGAGUGGCCGGUCUUGGAGCCGGCCCAGGGCCAGAUGACUGGCUGGCAGCUGCCAGCGCCCAACUGCGAGCCGCGACGUCCCCGGCAAUGGACCGUUUAA
Molecule: messenger RNA, 198 nt
Organism: Penicillium cinerascens
Lineage: Eukaryota; Fungi; Ascomycota; Eurotiomycetes; Eurotiales; Aspergillaceae
Exons: 1
Coding region: 1-198 (65 amino acids)
Source: RefSeq, a predicted model, not a curated record